Molecule: messenger RNA, 1918 nt
Organism: Humulus lupulus (European hop)
Lineage: Eukaryota; Viridiplantae; Streptophyta; Magnoliopsida; Rosales; Cannabaceae
Product: zinc finger CCCH domain-containing protein 16
Exons: 11
Coding region: 204-1547 (447 amino acids)
Molecular function (GO): metal ion binding
Source: RefSeq, a predicted model, not a curated record
UUUUCCUUUUUUUUAUUGGCCAUCAAUACCUCUCUCUCGACUCACAAUCACAAUCAAUCGCUUCAUCAUGUCCAAAUUGGCGCCGGUGAAUUGAUCCUCGAACAACCGGAGCCGCCGGAGAAGCACCCCGAAUUGGCGUCUAAUUCACGGUCCUUUUCUUUGUCUUGCAGUACUCUCCUCCUCCGGUAUUUUUCAAUAACCAAAUGCCGGUUAAGAAGGAUGUUUGCCGGAAUUUUCAGCGUGGCAGCUGCAUGUAUGGGCAACGGUGUAAAUUUCUUCAUGUGACUUCAUCACAACAACAACAACAACAAAAACCCAAUAAUACUUUCUCAUAUCAACAGCAGCAACAGCAGAAGCCCAGCAACCCCUAUGGUUUUGGUGUUCAAAACAAUCCUCCACCAAAAGGGGCAGCAGAUUUCGGUUCCAAACCCAGCCAAUAUAAGCCUUUCCAAAACUCAUGGACUCGUUCCUCUUCCACGCCCACUGCCAAUACUACACCUGAAAAUCAGAGCCAGACUACCAAUCACAAAUGUACAGAUCGCGAAUCUUGCAGACGCAUAGCUGUUGAGGAUUUUCAGAAUGAAAGACCCCUUUGGAGACUUACAUGCUACGGUCACUGGAAAAAUGCUCCUUGUGACAUUGUUGGUGACAUUAGCUAUGAAGAAUUGAGGAUGGCCGCAUAUGAUGAUGCUAAGCGUGGGUUGAAUUUGCAGACUAUAGUUGAUAGAGAACGGAAUUUAGUGAACUCUAAGGUGAUAGAGUUUGAAAACCUUUGCAAGUCUGGUGCAGUUCCCCAAAAUUCAACUCCUGCUAAUCAAACUUUUCCUGGAACUGGUCCAACUGCAUUUACACAAAACGCUCAAGGUCCAAGUGCAUUUUCACAAAACGCUCAAGCUCCAAAUGCAUUUGCACAAAAUGCUCAAGCUCCACAUGCAUUUGGACAAAACGCUCAAACACCAAAUGCAUUUGGACAAAGUGCUCAAGUUCCAAAUGCAUUUGCACAAAAAGCUCAAGGUCAAAAUGCAUUUUCACAAAAUGCUCAAGGUCUAAAUGGAUUUGCACAAAAAGCUCAAGGUCCAAAUGCAUUUUCACAAAAUGCUCAAGGUCCAAAUGCAUUUUCACAAAAGGCUCAAGCUAGUGCCCCUACUUCAGUUUCAAGCUUUAGUCAAUUGGGAACAUCACUCAAUAUGGGGUUUGUGUCGAGGCCUUCUGCACCUUUAAACAAUGCUUUUGGUCAGCCGAAUCCUUUUGGGGUUUCCAGCCAGACUUCAAGUGCAUUUGGAACCAAUAAUUUGUCACCUCAAAGUCAAGGAAGUCCAUUUGCCCCUGCUCCCUUCAGUAAUACUAGCUUCAUGAGUAACCCAAUAACCACAUCUACAGCAUCAAAUCAAAUCCCAGGACUCAAUGGACCAAGUACAGGGUUUCAGCAGGCGAAUUCCACGCAAAGCGAGGUAUUAUCUACUGUGGAUGCAAGUGUAUGGUCGAAAAACAAGUGGGCUCCUGGAGAGAUCCCGGAAGAAGCGCCUCCUGAUGCAUUCUGUUGUUGAAGGAAUUAGUACUCAGAAUUUCAAUGUCUACUGUAUCAAGAGAACAUUCUCUCAUGCGCUGUGCGAUUUUUUUGGGUUAGCGCAUCAAACUCACAAGACACCACUUCUGACUAUCACCUCGGAGGAUGGAAAGGAAUCAAGAUCGUUCUAGGACUGGGAAUAUAUGUAGAAGAAGAUGGUUUUAGAAUAUAUGUUGUCUUAGGAUUUCAAUUGGGGAAUACAUAGGUUUCAUGUUUUCUGGUAACAGUUCUGUGAAACUAGGUUCUGGAUUCAUGUUUACAUAGUUACAUUGUACCAAAUAGAAUAUAAAGAAAAGAAUAUAAAGGGUAAUUGUUUUAUGUCCAAUUCAAAAUUUCAUACCAAGACUCAAA